AUCACCAUCGAUCAAAUUAUAUAGAAACCACCAUCCUACAACCUAAAACAUACACCUAAACGAGGCGAGGAUGAUAUCUCCAGUUAUUUUCAUAUUUUCCCUCAUUCUCUCGUCCUCCCAUGCUGUGCAAGACUUCUGUGUAGGUGACCUCACAGCUCCUGAAAGCCCUGUAGGCUACGCUUGCAAGAAUCCUGCAAAUGUGACGGCGGCUGAUUUUGUUUUCACUGGCCUAGGCGUUCCGGCCAACACUUCUAAUAGUAACAAAGCUGGGGUGAUCCCGGCCUUUGCCCCACAGUUUCCUGGUAUAAACGGCCUUGGAAUUUCGUUAGCUCGUGCGGACUUUGAGGUUGGAGGAGCUAUCCCAUUACACUCACAUCCUGGAGGUUCAGAAGUCGUACUUGUUGCGGAAGGAACCAUAUUUGCAGGGUUCAUUUCCUCAACAAGUAAUAAAGUUUAUACAAAGACUCUGAAGAAGGGUGAUAUUAUGGUUUUCCCUCAAGGAUUACUGCACUUCCAAGUGAAUACCGGACCUUCUCCAGCUACUGUAUUUGUUAGCUUCAGUAGUACGACCCCAGGUGCCCAGCUUCUGCCCCUUGCUUUGUUUCAAAACGACUUACCCACUGCCGUGAUAGCGGCAACUACCUCCCUUGAUACCGCUGAGAUUAAGAAGCUUAAAGCAAUUCUUGGUGGCUCUGGUUAAGAUCUCUGUCGAGAUAAGAAUUAUAUAUAGGAUAUUCUUUGAUCAGCCAGCAUGCAGCGAACGCCGUAUCUAUGUACGUAGUGUUUUAACAAAAAGAGUCGUGCAUGUGAGUUGUUUUUGUUUUGUUUUCGUAACUUUGAUUAUAUUUCAUGCUUGAUGAUCAGGACAUUCUGACUGAUAAAGUAACAGUACUUCCGUUGAAGGCAAAUUAAUGCCAUUAAGGAGAAUAAAUGCAUGGGAUCUGUUUGGUUUGUCUA
Juglans microcarpa x Juglans regia is the source of this 957-nucleotide messenger RNA. Its product is annotated as auxin-binding protein ABP19a-like. The transcript has a single exon. The record is from RefSeq and is a predicted model, not a curated record. NCBI's taxonomy places the organism in Eukaryota, Viridiplantae, Streptophyta, Magnoliopsida, Fagales, Juglandaceae. Gene Ontology annotation, molecular function: manganese ion binding. Gene Ontology annotation, cellular component: cell wall. Bases 71 to 700 code for a protein of 209 amino acids.